CGCGUACUUUUGGCCCCCGCGGUUAUCCCUUCCAAUUUCCAUCACCAACCACCAUUUUCUAUAUAUAUACCUCUCUUCUUUCACCUCCUUUUCAAUCCUAAUAACUGAUAUUCUUGGAUAAUUUCGAUCUACAUCUCUCUCUGCUUUCUGGGCUUUGUUUCAAGAUUCUAUUUCGUUUCACAAAAAAGAUGGCUUGCUUGGUUUCUCGUACCGGAAGAGAAUUGCAGAGAUAUAAUCAUAUGGGUUUUCGUCAAGUUGUGGGUUGUAUACCUUACAGAUUUAAAUAUAAUGAAGACGGGAUGAAGAUUUCUAAUGAAUAUGAGGUGCUUGUGAUAAGUUCUCAAAAGGGUCAAGGCCUGAUGUUUCCUAAGGGUGGUUGGGAACUUGAUGAAUCCUUGGAACAAGCUGCUUCUAGAGAGUCACUUGAAGAAGCUGGGGUUCUUGGCAAAGUUGAGUCUCAACUUGGAAAAUGGAGAUUCAUCAGCAAAAGCCAAGGCACAUAUUAUGAAGGCUAUAUGUUCCCUUUAUUUGUUGAGGAACAACUUGACCUCUGGCCAGAAAAACAUGUUAGAGAAAGAAUAUGGAUGCCUGUAGCUGAAGCUAGAGAAGUGUGUAGACACUGGUGGAUGAAGGAAGCUUUAGACAUCUUAGUUAAAAGACUAACCAUUGGAGAGCAAAAUGAUAAUGAUCUUCUAGCAACUGAUGAUCUGUGAUUGAAAGCUCAGUCUUGUUUUUUCCCCUUGUAAAUAUGGAGAGAAAAAAUGAUUCUGGAUGGGGGAGUCAUGUGAAUAAAAGUUAAUGGUUUGGUUGGAUCUUUCCUCUUCUGAAAUCUGAUGCCAUCAACUCAUAGAAAGAAAGGAAGCCAUGCUCAUGAUAUCACCAAAAGCUUGAUCUGGCACAAGCUGUUAGAAAAAAAAAAAAAAAAAACAGAGACACGGGAAAGAGAAGUGAAAGGGAAAGGACAAUGGUAGGGAAGGGAUAUGGGGAAAAACUAUUGCAGAAAAUGAACUUGUACAUGGUUGGGGCUGUUCAUGACUAAUUGUGCCAUAGUUUCUUUUUCUUUUUGUUUUAUGUAUCAUCAAUUUUGAAAGAAAAUACAAAUUAGAUAUUAUUGAAAGAUAGCAUCUGAUCUAAUCCACUUGCAACUUUUUGGUAA
Cucumis sativus (cucumber) is the source of this 1156-nucleotide messenger RNA. Its product is annotated as nudix hydrolase 17, mitochondrial. Gene Ontology annotation, molecular function: pyrophosphatase activity. The transcript has 5 exons. The coding region runs from base 189 to 713 and encodes 174 amino acids. Gene Ontology annotation, cellular component: nucleus; cytoplasm. The record is from RefSeq and is a predicted model, not a curated record. Lineage: Eukaryota; Viridiplantae; Streptophyta; Magnoliopsida; Cucurbitales; Cucurbitaceae.